AGUCUUUCUCAGCUCACCCUCCAACAUGAACGCUCAUCUCAGCGCUCUUCUCAUCUUCACUGGACUCUCAGGUCAGUCGGGGGUUCAGUUAGUAUUAGCGUUUUCUCAUGUUUGAGGAGUUUAUGAUUUAAAUUUCUCCUCUUUAUAUGUUAUUGGUUGAAUAUGUUCAUGGGUUUUGUUGCAGGACUUCAGAGCUUAACUACGGUCAGCAAAGUGCCGGUGAAGAUUGGAGGCUCCAUCACUGUCCCAUGUCUCUACGAGUCCAAGUAUAAAAACCAUGUGAAAUACCUGUGUGAAGGAUACUAUUGGAACUACUGCUCGUACGCAGUCAAAACUAACCAGCAAAAGCGACCUGCAGAGUUUUCGAUCUUCGAUGACAAACAGCAAGGAGUCUUUACUGUGACUAUUAAAAGUCAAAAAAACCUCUAUUACUGGUGUGCUGUGGAGAUAAAGAACGGAAAUGACACUGGGGUAUUUUUUCAGCUUUCAGUUACCAAAGGUAAGAAACCUUUAAGGGAUUUUCUUUUUUCAUCUUGAGCCAUGUAUUUAAAUACUUUAAAAUCUUACAACUAUAACAAUUUAAUUGAAUAAGAAGUUUACUUCAGAAGAAGUACUUCAUGUCAAAGGAGUUUGGCAGCUUUAAACUGUAUGAUCUGACAUAUCUCUGAAUCAUUUUAGAUAUAAAUAAAUAGAUAAAUUAAAGAAAUCUGCAUCUGUAGUGAUCCUUUCUCAAAACUCAGCCUUUUAGCACAAAGGAUCUGAGCUGUCAGAUCACAGCAAGACUUUUUUUCUAAUGAAUCUAAACUAAUCGCUUUAUCAACAAAUAUGCAAAAAAAGUAUAAAUAAAUAAAUAGAUGAAUAAAAAAAGAACAUUUUUCUUUGCUCCUCUAUGUUUAACCUGAUAUAAAGACUGUAAUGUAUGGUCUGCCUCUUUAUAGUGUUAUUUACAGCAGAGUAUCAAGGCCACAUUAAAGAAUUUAUUAAGAUCUUCUUUUUUGUUUUAAUUGAAAGGAGAUUUUUUUAUUUUCAUUUUUCCAGCCUGGGCCCCAUUUUCCUAAGUGUUUGUGUGUGCUUUACUUAUGGGAGAACAGCUUUGACUACACAUAUUUUACCUUUCAAUGUCAAUAUAUUCCAUUAUUACAGUUGUAAUUUUGACUAAUGCUGUUUUGAAGGGAAAUACCACAUGUCACAGCUUUUAGCAGGUCUUCUCAGACUUUGAACAGGGUGGUGCUGAUUCAACAAAAGUUGAAGUUCAAUUUCAGGAGAUGCUCCACGUUCUUCAGCUUCGAGCUUAUCAACUUUACUUCAACUUGAUCUUUGAAAUGAUAAUUAAUCUCACAACAUUACGGCUUGAUUUUCUUACAGCUUCAAUCUGCAGAGGAAAUAAUUUUACCACUAUUUAAUUAUUCUGAGAUUAUGACUCAAUAAACAUGUGAUGUGACACAAUGAGUUUACUAAAGCUAGAGCUGCCAUGUUUAAACACAAUGACUGCUCCGACCUCAACGACUACAGACCCGUGGCCCUGACACCCAUAGCCAUGAAGGUCCUGGAACGUAUAGUACUGUCACACCUCAAAACAAUCACUUCCCCUCUGAUGGACCCCCUACAAUUCGCAUAUCGCUCCAACCGGUCAACAGAUGAUGCAGUCAAUCUAGCUCUGCACUUCACCCUCAAGCAUUUGGAGUCAAGAAACUCAUAUGCGAGGAUACUUUUCAUAGAUUUCAGCAGUGCCUUCAACACCAUCAAUCCCCUCAAACUGUUCCACACUCUGAUCAACAUGAACAUUGACCCCUCCCUCUGUUUCUGGCUGCUGGACACACUGAAGAAACGCACCCAAGUUGUCCGCCACAACAACCUCACCUCUCUCCCUCUGACCACAAACAUCGGCGUGCCACAGGGGUGUGUUCUAUCCCCGUGGCUCUUCUCCCUAUACACCAACAACCUCCGAUCAGCCUCCACUUCAGUCAAGCUGCUGAAAUACGCGGACGACACCACCAUCGUGGGGCUGAUCACCAACAACAUGGAGGACGACUACAGGUCAGAGAUUGACAGAACGGUCAACAUAUGCAAAGACCACGAUCUCAUCCUUAACGAAAGCAAGACAGUUGAACUUAUCAUUGACUUCCGGACAAACACCUCCAUCAAGACACCCAUCAUCAUCAACGACCAAUCCAUUUCUGCUACAGACUCAUUUAAAUUCCUAGGUACACACAUCAACAACAAGCUGAACUGGGAUCAUCACACCACUCACCUCCUCAAAACAGCAAAUCAACGACUUUUCCAUCUCAGACAACUCAGGAAAUACAGAGUCAGGAAGAAUCUACUGGUACAAUUCUACACCGCCAUAAUUCAAAAUAUUCUGUCCUUAUCUAUUACCACAUGGUACGGCAACACACCAAAACACACGUUAAAUAGACUGGGCAGGGUGAUAAAAAGGGCCUCCAAAAUCAUUAACUGUGAACUCCCCACACUGGACUCAAUCCAUAAACACCACACCAUCACAAGGGCAUACAAAAUAAUUGAUGACCCACCACACCCAGCUUACCAACUUUUCCGGCUCCUCCCCUCGGGUAGAAGGUUUGGAUCUCUGGGUGGUUCAACAAAGCGCUACAAUAACUCCUUCUUCCCCCUUGCCAUACGACUGCUCAACUCGUAUGGUCCACGUGUGUGAAGUCUGUGUUUUAUGUUUUAUGUUAUAUGUCCCAUGUUACCCCGUUUCACAUGUUAUGUCAUGUCAUGUCACUGUAAACUGUUCAAUGUCUGUUUAAUAUCUGGUGUAUUGUCGCAGCUACCACCUGCACUGUGAAAAAUUCCACCGGCCUAGCCGUGUGGCGAUUAAAGAAACUUGAACUUGAACUUGAACUUAAAGAAAGGUUACAAAGCCUGGAGAGAGCAAAAUGGCCAAAAAGGUUUACAUGGAUGGUUGCUGAGUUCAUCAAAUUUAACAACCAGCCUGUAUCUCUGUGGUCAUGGAUGCAGGUUCAUGUCCUUCUUUAUGGUCUUCUGGACUGUCCUGCUCCAGACUAAAGUCCUGCUGGAUCUGUAGACUUUGCUGACACUGACAUGAAUUAAGAAAAAACAGUAAAUGUUGAGUAAAAGCAUCAGGAUUCAUCUUUGAGUCAGCUUUUACAUCUUUUUACAUCAUCAAUCUUCUUUUUUAAAAUCAUGAUCUAGAGAAAAAAAACUACAAGAUGUUCAAGUUUUCAGAAUAUUUUGAUGUUACAAUAACUGUGAUUUUAUCUGGAGUAUAAAAGUUUGAGUCUUUUUUCUAAAAGAUGUUAUUAAAUAAAACAGCUGCUCCCACACACUUCUGGUUACAUUAAACUCUGUUUUCUCUGAAGGUCCACGUCUGCUUGACGGUCCUCAGAAAGUCUCAGGAUUUAGAGGAGGAAAUAUUAUCAUUAACUUUCCCUACACUAGUCGUGGAGGAGUCCAUUGGUGCAGGCUGGGAGGGUCCUGUGUGAAGGAGCCAUCUGGAUCAAUAGCCGGAGCAGACGUGACCAUUUCUGCAGAAAAUCCUGUGGGUGUCAAAGUGACUCUGAGUGGACUGAGGACAUAUAGCAGCGGCUGGUAUUACUUUGCUAAAGGGGACCUAAAGAUGCCAGUGCAUGUCACUGUGAAAGAGCGACCACGCGCCAGUGAGUAGAAUACCACUCAUAACAAGUGUGUAAAUAUGAGUCCAAUAUUCAGAAAUGUGCAGCUUUUACUGAAGGUUGUCAGCAUCUUGAUCAUGAUGUCUUAUUUUGAUCAUUCUGCUCUGCGUCAGUAUCUUGUCUGCGGCCCUUUUCUACAGUUAUCCUGUGUUCUGGAAUGUAGCUCUUAAACGGGCCGAGCUGGUCUCACAGUUGUAGUUAUAUAACAUAUGAUAACUGAUAAUGAUAACUAAAGAUAGCUCACAUUAAUACAAUCAUCUUUGAUUAAUUUUUUUCAUCACGAAUAUCAUCUUGUAAUCAACGUUUAUCCUCAAGGAUGUCAUUUAAGUCGACUAACAUGGAAGUUGGACAUUUUAUAGCUUUACAUCUAGUUGACAGGAUUCUGACUCCAUGUUGUUUCCUACAGCCACACAGGAGACAACGACGACGUGUUUGAACAUCUCAUCGAGCACUCUUCAACCUGUGACUCACACUUGGACCUCUGCAUAUGAAGAAAACACAGAAGCGCCUGGGUCAGUCUCUUUAGAGUACUAAAGUAGACCAUCUUUGGGAAAGACUGAAUGUUGCUCUGUUGACUCCAGUCUGUUUCCUGUAAUAAUAAUAAUUUCCUGACUGUCUUUGCUCAUUUUGUUGUUGUGUUUCGAUCCGUCUCUGCAGAAGUUUUAUUCACUCACUGAGCCUCAUGAUUCCUCUGAGUUUGUUAUUGACUGUCCUCCUAAUUGUGGCCAUAACCUUCUGGUUUAUUUGGAGACGACACAGUAAGAACAUGACAAACUUAUUUAUUAAUAACUGAAUAUUUUAAUCGUAUUCUGCGCUGAGAGUCAGUAACAGGAGUUUUUACACUUCCAGAGGAGACCAAGGCCCGAUUAUCUUCUGCAACAGAGGUAAGAGUUACUGAUCUUAUAAUGCAGAUAAAUGUUGACUACUGAUUCUGAUUGUUCAAAACCCAGUCACAAUAAUAUUUAAUUCUCAUCAACAAAAGUGAUGCCAUCUGUCAACUAUUUUUCAUGCCUUCCAAACAACAAACACAGUUUGCCGCCGUAUCCACGAAUGAGAGUUGAGAGUGAACAAUGUAAAUGAUUAGAUAGAUAAAUAAUUUGUAAACAUGAUUUAGAAAUACCGGUUUCUGUGUUCAAACCAAACUAAGAUGGACUGUAGUCCUUGAGCCAGACCAGAUGUCGGUACCACUUGGGUGGGCAAAACCUUACAUAUACUAAAUUGUUUUUAGGGUCAAUAUAAGUAAAUUAAAAUAUGAUAGACUUUUCAUAGGGGUAGCUUUUUAUAUUUUUUCUCAUUUUGUUAUUUUCCUCAAUAGGCGAAUUUUUGUUAACUCCAAAAGCAACACAGAAAGUCAAAAGCACAUUAAAAGUCACACUCUUUUUUGGUCACACUGCUCUUUUCUAUAAAUGAAUCAAACCUGUGUCUAAUUAAAUGAGUUGAUGAAGUGGGUGUGGCCCAAUUUGAUGGUGGAGCAGUUCUUUCAGGCUAAUUGAAGCUUAUAUAUACACACCUGUAUUAGAUAAAUUACUUGAAAUACUACUUAGGGGGUUAUUACAAGUCUCUAUGGCUAGCCAAUAGUUCAAACACACCUAAAUGAGAGGUUAAAAUGAAAGAAAGCUAAUUUUGAAGGAAGGCGAUUUUUCAUUUUUGAACAGCUGCACUCUAUUACUUCAAUGAGUGAUAACUACAAUAAAGCUACCAGUUACCAAGGUCUAUCAUAUAAAAACUUAUUGUAGGGAUGUAUAGCAAUAAAAAAAUCACAACUAGAAUUUGCCCACCCAGGUGGUACCGAUAUGUGAAAUUUUGGUUCUUGGCUCAAGGACUACUGAGGAAAAGUAGAAAAUAGCCCUGUGGUCUGACCAUAGACUGUAUAUAUAAUGGACGCCGUCUGCCUCCUCACUGGGUGAAGCCACUCUGAGAACAGCACCCUCUGGUGACGGGCUGCAGUAUAGGUCAUAAAUUCCGCCUCCUCCAGCAAUACCUAUGGAGCUGUGGACAAACUUUAGAAAGUAAUUACACAGAAUAUACAUUUUUCUCCCCCCUGGUUGUGAUGUUGACAUGUAGUUACUGUAAGACUGGUUUGUGCUCAAGUCCUCUUUUUUUCUGUACAGCUCCAUUUUUAAAAUUUAUUAGGGGGUUCAUGUUUUCUAUGAUUGACACUUGAUACAGCCUAUGAGAGUAGGAAGAUUGCGUAGCUCACCUGGAGGAUACGCUGUUUGAGCCGAGUGUCAUCACAGUGACUUUUGGCGACUCUCCUGCCGAAAGCGUACAACGCUCCUGUGCAAGUGGUGGUUCCAGGAAUUGGAGGAAAAACCUGAAAAUACUGAGAACAAUUCGGCUUCAAAUUUGUAUAAUGACCGAAGGCGGAGCCAAGAUGUCCAUAAUAUACAGUCUAUUGGUCUGACAAAUCCAAUUUUGACAUUCUCCACUUGAAAGAGGGAUGGGACUAGCCAGCUUGAUCUCAGCUCUCAGGCCAAAUCCAGCAACCCUGAUGGUAUGGGGAUCAUCAGAGUCCAUGUCAUGGGUAUCUUCCACAGCUCUAUAGGCUCCAUUAAUGCUGAACAAUAUCUACAGGUUUAGGAGCAACAUCUGCUGCCAUCCAGACAAAGACUUUUUAAGGGAAGACCUUGAUAUUUCAGUGAGACAAUGGCAAACCACAUUCUGACAACAGGGAUUACAACAGCAUGGAUCUGUAGGAGAAGAGUCCUGCUGAGAAACUAAAAUCCUGUCUCAGGCAUGAAUGAGACAACAGCUCACUUUCCAAAUUCAGAAACUUGUCUCUUCAGGUUCUGAACAUUUACAGUGUUGUUUAAAAUUGAGGUGAUGCAGUGCAAAGAAAGACAUGUCACCUCGUUCCUUUAUUUUCAACAUGCAGGCAUCAAGCAAGCAUAUAGUCUUAAUAUUUUAGUCUCCACAUUCCAUACAUUGUUUUUUCACUCACAACAUGUUCAAAUGUCACUGUUACAUUAUUGGAAGACAACGUUACAGACCCAGUUCAGUGCAUGACACUAAUGCCUUUUGUUACUCCACUGAUGUUUUUGUCUUUCUCCUUUAUCCCAGGCUAAAGAGGACCUCACAUACAGUACUGUUAUAUACAAAAGAGGAACUUUUGACAUGGUAACUACACAGUUAUUUCAAGAUUUAAGGGACUCUCUGUCAUACUGAAUGAUGUUGUAAAAAUACACUAGGUAGAGUAGGUCUCUGUAUUCAUGUCAGCUCUCUGUGUUUAUCUGUCAUCUCUGAUCUCCAGCAGGGUCGAGCUCAGGAGGAGGAUGUUCUUACUGUGGUUGUAUUUGAAAUCUUUAAAUGUAUAAAAGACUAGACUGGUUAUCGUAUGCAUAUGGAGUUUUCUUUUUAAAUUGACACUCAUUGUAUUUCCUGUUUUCAUUAUUAUUAUUAUUUGAACCUUAGACCAGACAGUUGAAGAGAGGUAGGAAAAAUGAAGAGUGAGGGAUGAAACGCAGCUCAGCAUUGUGGACAGAAGUGGAAACGGUAGUUGCUGCAUUGAGGACUAUAGCCUCUGCUCAAAGGGCCCAGACCAGCAGACCAGCUGAGACCCUUCCUGUUGUUAUUUUGAGGAUUUUACACCUUCUCUGUUCAUCCCCAAUGCAGAUCAUCCAACAUUCAUCAAAAUUACAUCAGGUGUGAGCAAAUACAGCAGAAGCUUCUGUUCAUUCAAGGACACUUCAGCAUGUGAACAGCAAGGCCUCGGACCAAACCCAGACCUCAGCUUGUCAUUAGUUUGUGCUAGAAAAUACCAACUUGGAAAAAGGGGCUGUUUCUGCUGAUAUCAUUGUGACAGAAACAAAAAUACUGAUCCUUUAUGGUGAUGAAUAUCAGUAUAAGAACUCACCAAGCAGGGUGAAGCUGCAUUCAGCUUCUAUGGAGCUCACCUGUGGAACAAACUCCCUGAAAACCUUUAAAUCAGGCCUGAAAACAUUACUGUUUACUGCAGCUUUCCUAUAGUAUCAUUUCCUUUUACCAGAGCCAGCCCAAGCCUCAGUGGGGCCUUAAGCAAAAUUAGAUUUUGGGGCCCUCUAUUUCUGCCAAUAAUAUUGAUUGUUGAUCAUUCACACACCUUCGAAAAUCUCAACAUUCCCUGACAUGCAAACAUACCUUUAUCUUUGCGUUUUUUCCUCUUUCUUUUCUCUGCUCCUGAAGGAUAUGUCCUUUUUUUGUGACAUUUUUUUGCCUCACAACUACCUGUGCUUUGGAUGCUCAGCACACAUUGCAUGGCAAAAGGCACAAAUCGGGAGAGGAGCUUUGACAUAUCAGCAGUAAGAAUCAUAGGCCUACAUCAGCAGCAGCACUAAAAUGUUUUUACUUUAUUUUAUUUCAUUUUUACAGUGAUAUAUAUUUGAUCAGACACAAAGCAUCACUCAUACAUGCAAAAAAUAAAAAAUAUUAUUUUAAUUUGUUUGCUCUUGGGGGCCCCCUAUUGGCCGCAGGGCCCUAAGCAGGUGCCUUGGGCUGGUUCUGCCUUUUGCUUCUACUUUGCUGUUCUGACAAUUCCAACAGUUUCAAUGAUUUUGAGUUACAUUUAAAUAUUUUACUACAUUUUAAGAUUUCUUUUUGUUUUUUAAAUCAUUUAUGUUUUUUUUUAUUUUAAACAGUUUUAAUCUCUCUUAUUUAAUUUAUGUAUUUUCUUGCAUCUGUAAAGCACUUUGAAUUGCCUUGUGUAUGAAUGGUGCUAUACAAAUAAACUUGUCUUGCCUUUAAAGAUGA
Molecule: messenger RNA, 8378 nt
Organism: Xyrichtys novacula (pearly razorfish)
Lineage: Eukaryota; Metazoa; Chordata; Actinopteri; Labriformes; Labridae
Source: the annotation of a GenBank genome assembly